AUGGCUUCGCUCGCACUGUGUGCAGCUGCAGUACCUUUGGAUCUAAGCAGCGGACGAGUUACCCUGCAACUCGACCUCGACCUCGGCCAACAUGGCGCUUUCGCACAAGGAGGAGUGGCCGACCCAAUAUUCACAUUCACUUCCCAGCACCUCGUCCACGCAGAACCAGGACAAGUGGUCGACGAUGUUACUCCUACUGGCGGUCUCGCGGGAGCUUCCGGUACCUUCAACUUCGGCCUGAACUCCCACCUCAACAUGAUCUGCUACAACAUCACGCUCCACAACUUCCAAGGAGAUUUCGAGUCGCCCGCAAACACUGCGACGCAUAUCCACGAGGCCGCGCGGGGAGCUUCCGGUCCGCCACGAAUUGCAUUCCCGAACCCCGCGCCUGUCGAUGCGGCGGGUACUGUCAGGAGCACGGUUGGAUGUCUUACGGGACCUUUCGUCACGGGUGUCAUGGUGGAGGAUAAGGAUUCCGGCGAGGGAUUCCACGUUCAGCAGAUUGAAGCCAAUCCUGCCGCCUUUUUCGCAGACGUUCAUUCGAGUCUCGCGCUUCCUGGAGCAGUCCGUGGUCAGAUCGCAUAG
Aaosphaeria arxii CBS 175.79 is the source of this 585-nucleotide messenger RNA. RefSeq lists its product as uncharacterized. The record is from RefSeq and is a predicted model, not a curated record. The coding region runs from base 1 to 585 and encodes 194 amino acids. Lineage: Eukaryota; Fungi; Ascomycota; Dothideomycetes; Pleosporales. The transcript has a single exon.